Molecule: messenger RNA, 735 nt
Organism: Stereum hirsutum FP-91666 SS1
Lineage: Eukaryota; Fungi; Basidiomycota; Agaricomycetes; Russulales; Stereaceae
Product: dienelactone hydrolase
Exons: 9
Coding region: 1-735 (244 amino acids)
Molecular function (GO): hydrolase activity
Source: RefSeq, a predicted model, not a curated record
AUGAGCUCUGGCGACGGUUUCUGUGACGAUUGCUUCAAGCUGGUGAAGCAUGAGGGAACGCCAGAAGGCACAUUUGAAACCUUCGAUGGCAUCAAGACCUAUAUCGCUACGCCCACCUCCGACUACCCAAAGGACAAGGCGAUCUUUUUCAUCAGCGAUGUGUUCGGGCAUGCUUUGAACAACAAUUUCAACGGAUUCAAAACCUACAUGCCCGAUUUGUUCAACGGUGAUCCAGCUCCUCUCAACCUUGGCGAACCAGGCGUCGUUUGGGACCGCGCGACUUGGGGGCCUCGCCAUCUCCCCGAGAUGCGAUCUCGUUUGGAUAAAGUCGUAAAGGCGAUGAAGGAGCAAGGACUCACCAAGUUUGGAGCUGUGGGGUAUUGCUUUGGAGCGCGAUACGUGUUUGACUACGCGUUCGAGAAGAUUAUCGACGUGGCCGUUGUUACCCACCCUUCUCGCCUAGAGAUUCCAGACCUCGAGAAAUACGCGGUGGAAUGCACUGCUCCCCUCCUCAUCAACAGCUGCGAGGUAGACCCGCAAUUCCCCAAAGAGAAGCAAGAGGCCGCAGACAAGUUCCUCGGAGGUGGUAAGUUUGCCCCGGGAUACAGCCAGGUGUACUGGGAGGGCUGUACGCAUGGAUUCGCUUGCCGUGGUGACAUUAGUGACCCGAAGGUGAAGGCGGGUAAGGAAGGAUCGUUCAAGAACGCUGUCGAGUGGUUCCAGAAAUACCUUUGA